AUGGCAGCGUGGUUGGUAGAAGAAAUGCGGAAGUAUCCAGUUAAGCACGGCAAGAGUGUUCUUAACUCUGUUGACUUAGUGGAACACUUGAAGGAUUUCAAAGUGCGUCGAGGAGAGAUUUUAGUCUCGUUUGAUGUCUCCGCACUUUUUCCUAGCGUCCCUAUAUCGGACGCCUUACGCAACCUUCGCAGACACUUGGAGCGACGCCGAGCACCUCCAAACCAAAUAGCAGCGUACGUCACCAUAGCCGAGAAAAUCAAAAUGUUGUGGUUGUCGAUAGUACUAUUGGGUGUAGUGAAAGCUACGUCGGUUCUAGGUCCAGAUGGAUACGAAUCCUCCAAACCAUCAGUGCCAUUUUGUUCAGAAGGAUCAAGUGAUGGAAACUGUACUCCUGAAUCUACGAACAACGACGUAGUGUCUUUGGUGUGUCCAGAAGGCGGAGUUUGGCCGGAUUGUAAUUCGGCUCCAGCGAUAGUGACCCAGCCAACUGUCAGUUCAACUUCUUCUGAUUCAGAGGCAGUUUGUGCAAACGGUGGUUUAGGACCAACCUGUGAAGUACCAAAACCUAUUACACUGAUCAGCUGUGCUAAUGGAGGAGUUCCUCCAUUUUGUUGCCCUAAAGGAACAGUCGGGCCAUACUGUGAGAUGCCAGGAAAUGAACCACCUCCAACAAUAAGUUGUGCUAACGGAGGAAUUCCUCCUUUCUGCUGUGAAAAUGGUGGUGUUGGACCAGAAUGUGAAAUUUCGAUACCAUUUGGUUGUGAUAACGGUGGUAUUCCUCCAUAUUGCUGUACAAAUGGAGGAGAUGGUCCAAACUGUGCUAUCCAACAACCCACUAGCUAUUGCCCGGGAGGUGGAGUUCCGCCUUACUGCUGCACAAAUGGUGGUCAAGGACCUUUCUGUAUAAUUGUUCAGUCAGCCUUUGAAUUCGCUCCCUCUAUCGAAAUUGUUUAUCACCCCACUUUGUGUCCACAUGGAGGAAUCGGGCCUAACUGCCAACAGCCAAGUAAUCCCCAGCUAUUGGUACCUACAUCUUGUCCAUAUGGUGGACAACCACCUUACUGCUGCACCAAUGGUGGAUCAGGACCAAAUUGUGAACUUCCGUUUAUACCUACUGCCCCUUCACAACCGCUCGUUUCUCCACCUUCCUCCGUUCCAUUACAACCAAUAGCUCCCCAACAGCCACUUCCGUUUAUACCUACUGCCCCUUCACAACCACUCGUUUCUCCACCUUCCUCCGUUCCAUUACAACCAAUAGCUCCCCAACAACCACUUCCGUUUAUACCUACUGCCCCUUCACAACCGCUUGUUUCUCCCCCUUCCUUCAUUCCAUCACAGCCAAUAGCUCCCCAACAGCCACCAGUAGUUCCUUCAUGUUCCAACGGCGGUAGUUUACCAUUCUGUUGCACAAACGGUGCAGCUAAUCCCACGUGCGAGAUUCCCUCCGAACCUGUUAUCGGUUGCACAAAUGGCGGCGAAGGACUCAACUGCCUUCCAACUGGUUUAUCAAACAACGAAUACUUACCUCCCCAUGAACACUCCAACGAAUGCCAAAAUGGAGGUCAACCACCUUACUGUUGCACAAAUGGUGGUGAAGGUCCUGGUUGCUUCAUUCAAACUCAACGACCUCCAACUACCACAACACCUCGGCCCACAACCACCACAACCCGUAGAACAACAACUACCCCUCGUCGAACAACAACUCGUCCAAGAACGACAACUACCCGCAGAACAACACCCUUCACAACUCGGAGAACCACAACAACCCGUAGGCCGACAACCACAACUCGUCGCACAACAAGACGACCCACCACAACCACCACCCGAAGACCUACAACAACCACCCGAAGAACCACCAGAACUACUCGUCGUCAGGACAACUACUUCACCACAACUCGGCCCACAACUCGUCCUACAACCAAGAGACCAUGUCCCUUCGGAGGAUUCCCCCCAUAUUGCUGUACCAACGGAGGUCAAGGACCUAACUGUAUCAUCGCAACAACACCUAAACCCAAACCUCCGUGUCCAUUCGGAGGCGUUCCUCCAUUCUGCUGCACCAACGGCGGUAUCGGACCAACCUGUGUCGUCCCCACUCAACGACCCCCGAAGCCAUCGAAACCAUCGACCUCGUUCGUCUUUUCCACAACUCCAAAACCCAAACCACCCUGCCCAUUCGGGGGCGUACCUCCCUUCUGCUGCACCAACGGUGGAAUCGGACCCACUUGUGUAGUUCCAACUCAACGACCUCCGAGACCAUCGAGACCAUCAACUUCGUCCGUCUUUUCGGGAUGUCCCGCCGGAGGAGUACCUCCCUAUUGCUGUGCCAACGGUGGACAGGGAGCCAGCUGUAGCAAUCCGAAACCUCCAACGACCUCGGCAUCUUUUGGAAUCGGUAGCAGUUUCUCCGGGGCGGAUAACGGGUAUCUUCCGCCGAAGCAGGAAAGUCAAAGCGGUGGACAGUCUCAUGGAUACAGCUACACGGCCGGCAAUCCACCGUUUAUUUUCUAA
Messenger RNA from Uranotaenia lowii, 2508 nucleotides. Its product is annotated as mucin-2-like. Bases 1 to 2508 code for a protein of 835 amino acids. The record is from RefSeq and is a predicted model, not a curated record. Lineage: Eukaryota; Metazoa; Arthropoda; Insecta; Diptera; Culicidae. The transcript is spliced from 2 exons.